Trichoderma harzianum CBS 226.95 is the source of this 730-nucleotide messenger RNA. RefSeq lists its product as hypothetical. The coding region runs from base 14 to 574 and encodes 186 amino acids. The transcript is spliced from 2 exons. The record is from RefSeq and is a predicted model, not a curated record. Lineage: Eukaryota; Fungi; Ascomycota; Sordariomycetes; Hypocreales; Hypocreaceae.
AGGGUAAUUCAUCAUGAGUCCCAACAACCUCAACCUCGACCCAACUCCCCUCUCCAGCCUCCGAAUCUCCAAACACCAAAUCCCAGCCCACGACCUCAUCCCCAACUCCUCUCUCCAGUCAAAGCCCCUCAUCAUCUACCACUCCGCAUUCUCCCCUACACAAGCCUCGCCAGACAAGAUCGAAUCCCAUCUCCUCAGAAUCGGCGUCGUCACCCCUCAAUGGCGCUACACCAUGUAUAACACCACGCACUUCCACAGUACGACUCACGAGGUCCUGUGCGUCACAGCCGGUCGUGCCAAGCUGUGUUUUGGAGGCGAGUGCAAUCCCGGGCGCGUUGAGCCGGUCGUCAAGAGAGGAGACGUCAUCAUCGUUCCAGCUGGCGUCAGCCAUCGUCUGCUGGAAGACAAAGAUCGCGAUCCGUUCCUCAUGGUCGGAAGCUAUCCUAAUGGCAACAACUGGGACAUGUGCUACGGUAAACAUGGCGAGGAGUCAAUGAUCAACAAUAUCAAGAAUUUGCCGUGGUUUAGUAAAGACCCCAUCUACGGUGAUGAGGGUCCUGUACUAGACGCAUGAUUCUAUAACACCAGGCAAGAACAUAUAAGUUGCUGGCUCUUGAUCAAAUUGUUCCAAAAAUAAGCACAUAGCAUAGCGAAACAUCUUAUGAAGAGGAUAAAAUGAGAAGCGAUCCACCGCAACCAGAGUUUAUACCAUAACUUUACCUCGAAUUCG